AUGACACCGAUGUGAGAAACGGUGGGGUUCGGUGGUGCACAGCCACAGUGUUGUGAGGGUUCGGUUGUGUGUUAGAUGGUGGUCGUUGUUUAUGUUGUGUAGCGGCGGCGUCAGUGAGGCCUCCGGGACGGUGGAUACCAUCAAUACCCCAGCCAGUUGUACCUCUCUCACAGUCUCCAGAGCCACCAUGACUAUGGCAUACCCUAACCAGCCUCCUCAACGAGGAAGGCCGCCACCCAACCCUGCUCAGAUUCAAAAGAUGUUGGAUGAGAAUUCGCAGUUGAUCAAGACCAUCACUGAGUAUCAGAGCCAGGGGAAGGCUCAAGAGUGCUUUCAAUACCAACAGUCUCUUCAUCGAAAUUUAAUGUAUUUGGCAUCGAUGGCAGACACAUCACAAAAUAUGGCUCAGCUUCUGCCACCUCCACAGAUGCCUGGGCAGCAGGGUCAAGGAAGUGAGGGUCCCCAGGGUGGUCCUCCUGGACAGGGUCCUCCUGGUCCCCAUCCACCUCCUCCAGGAGCAUAUCCUGGCCAACAGCCAACGCCGUAUAGGCCACCAGGUCCUCCAGGCAUGAGUGGUGGACCCCCAGGACCUGGUGUGGCUGGGUUUAGGAUGCCAUAUGGACAGUUGCCUCACUCUCAAGGACCCUAUCCACAACCCUACCCACCACAGGGACAGCAGUAUGGUCAGGGAGGCUAUCCACCAGCAUCAUCUGGGCCCCAGGGCUAUCCUGGCAGCUCUUCUACACCACCUGCUCCAGGUGCUAAGGGAUAUGGAACACCACCACCCCCAUCUUCCACCCCAGGCUACCCACAAUGCCCUCAGGGACCUCCAAGUUCCCAGGCUCAGGGACCUCCUCCACCAAAUAAUCCAUCUGAAUUCAGCCAGUCAUCACAGCAGUUUCCUGGCACUCCUCCUACUUUUACAUCUGCCCCAGUCUCUUCUGCUCCUGUCCCAAGCUCAACUUCCUCUACAUAUUCUGCUCCAUCAUCGCAGUAUCCAGGAAGCGGGCCUACUUCUCAAUCCUUCCAGAUGCCCCCAUCCUCUGCUCCUCCUACAUCAUCCUCAUCAACAUUGUCAGGAUCUCCACAGUCCGCUUCCACUCCCCCUACAUCAUCAGCACCAGGUGGGCCACCUUCCUCAACAACUUCAACUACACAUGCUGGCCCUACAUCAAUGUAUGGUGGCACACAAUCUCAACAAUCUGCUCCACAACAACCACAGCCACAACCACCACCCCAGUCACAGCCAACUGCACAGACAGCACAUCCACCUACACAACCACAACCACCUCAGCAAACAACUUCACCAAAUCCCCCUCCCACAUCAGUUGUUCCCUCUUCAACACCAACUCCACCUACUUCUCAGAGUUACCCAGGUACACCACCUCCAGUUUCCCAGGCUGGGCCACCUUCUCAGGCACCCCCACCACCACAGCAGGCCCCUGGUCCAUACCCACCCACUUCUCAGCAAUACCCAGGCAGUGGAGGUCAAGCUUAUCAUCAAGCUUAUCCUCCAAGUCAGUAUCCUCCUAGUUCUCAAGGUGGUUACCCACCUCCUGGUCAAUAUCCAGGUGGUCAGCCAUACCCACAACCCUAUGGCUCCUACCCACCACCACCAGGCAGCCAUCCAGGCUAUGGUGCACCUAUGCCUAAUGCUCAACCUGGAUAUCAGCAUCCUUCAGGACCUGGGUAUGGGCAAGGUUAUCCACCUCCUCCUGGGGGACAAUAUGGUCAGUACAGACCCUCGCCUGGCCAAGGUCCACCGCAGGGACAGUUUCCUGGCUAUGAACAGAGCCGUUAUCCAGGGUACCAACCACCUCCACCACCUUCAGGCCCUCCUUCUGCUCCACACUAAGCUUUUAUUAAUGUCUAGUAGAUACUUUGCAGUUUUUAUGAAAUUUUUGAAAUGUUAAGAAUUUACCUUUUGGGAUUUUUUUUUUUUUAUGUUUUAGU
This is a messenger RNA of Homarus americanus (American lobster), 1953 nucleotides long. RefSeq names its product basic proline-rich protein-like. Gene Ontology annotation, molecular function: transcription coactivator activity. Lineage: Eukaryota; Metazoa; Arthropoda; Malacostraca; Decapoda; Nephropidae. Gene Ontology annotation, biological process: positive regulation of transcription by RNA polymerase II. The coding region runs from base 92 to 1855 and encodes 587 amino acids. The transcript has 5 exons. The record is from RefSeq and is a predicted model, not a curated record. Gene Ontology annotation, cellular component: nucleus.